UGCAGCUCCUCACCGUGUCACUUGCCUCAAAAGUACAUUUAUUCAAAAAGAAAAUAAAGGAACAUUCCUGGAGCCUCUCUAAGGAACUUUUCAGUCAGUAACAAGGUCCAGCCAAGGUUGAGGAAGAAGCUCAUUUCCGCUACUUUAAACCCUGAAAUCCUGAAAAACCGCCUCUUGUCCCGCUGCGCGCCACUAUGCCGGGAGUCGUGGAUCGCAUGGAGCUGAGGAAGGUCUCCACAGAGGCCGACGAUGACAGCACCGACAGCCUGGACGACCGCUACACAGAGCCCAUCGACUCUGAGAAGGCCACCAUCGACAGUCAGUUUCUGGAUGACAAUGAUGGCGGAGAGAGCCAGAAGUUCCUCUCAAAUGGGAUGAUGAAGAAGAAGAAAUAUGAGGAGUACCAUGAGGAAUAUCAUCCUGGCCACACCUCUUUCGGGAUGUCUGUCUUCAACUUGAGCAAUGCCAUCAUGGGCAGCGGCAUUCUGGGCCUGUCCUUUGCCAUGGCGAACACCGGCAUCGUGCUCUUUACAAUCCUGCUCGUCGCUGUGGCCAUCCUCUCCUUAUAUUCCGUACAUCUGCUCCUUGUGACGGCUAAAGAAGGAGGAUCCCUCAUCUAUGAAAAGCUGGGGGAGCGAGCGUUCGGCUGGCCAGGGAAGAUGGCGGCGUUCGGAUCCAUAAUCAUGCAGAACAUUGGAGCCAUGUCCAGCUACCUCUUCAUCGUGAAGUACGAGCUGCCUGAAGUGAUCCGAGCCUUCCUGGCUUUAGAAGAAAACUCCGGUGAAUGGUACCUGAACGGGAACUACCUGGUGGUGUUCGUGUCCAUCGGAGUCAUUCUGCCUUUGUCUCUCCUUAAAAAUCUGGGCUACCUGGGCUACACGAGCGGCUUCUCCCUUUCCUGCAUGGUCUUCUUCCUGGGCGUGGUGAUCUACAAGAAGACCCAGCUGCCCUGCCCUCUCCCUUUCUUCUACCAGCACUCGUCGAACCUCAGCAUGAACGCCUCCGACAUGCAGGGGCUGUACCAUCUGAAAAACAGCUCGGCGCACAUGGACUUCUCCCGCGCCGACCUCUCCCCGGCGGCCCUCGGCAGCCACGACGCCCACCACUCCACCGGCGUCCACUUCGAGCCGCACCCCGACGACGAGGAGAUGUGCACGCCCAAAUACUUUGUCUUCAACUCGCAGACGGCUUACACUGUGCCCAUCCUGGCCUUUGCCUUUGUCUGCCACCCUGAGGUCCUGCCUAUCUACAGCGAGCUGAAAGACCGCAGCAGGAAAAAGAUGCAGAACGUCUCCAAUCUGUCCAUCAUGACGAUGCUCGUCAUGUACAUGCUGUCGGCUCUGUUCGGCUACCUCACCUUUUAUGACAACGUGGAGGCGGAGUUGCUCCACACCUUCACCAAGGUUUAUAAGUUUGACACCAUGCUGCUGCUGGUGCGUUUGGCUGUUCUCACUGCAGUCACCCUGACUGUCCCCAUCGUGCUGUUUCCUAUCCGCUCCUCCAUCACCACGCUGCUGUUCAGCGGUCGGGAGUUCAGCUGGACUCGCCACAUGCUGAUCGCCGCCGCCAUCCUGGCCUUCAACAACAUGUUGGUCAUCUUCGUGCCCACCAUCAGAGACAUCUUUGGCUUCAUCGGUUCGUCUGCAGCCACGAUGCUCAUCUUCAUCCUACCUGCUGCUUUCUACCUCCGCCUCGUGAAAUCAGUGCCGUCACGCUCCCCACAGAAGAUCGGGGCGGCCAUCUUCCUAGUCGUGGGAAUCGUCUUUAUGAUUGGCAGCUUGUCACUCAUCGUCCUGGACUGGGUCCACAACCCCCCAGGCUCCAGCGGUGGCCACUAAGCCCCCUCUCCUUCCCCAUGAUUCGCGUUCAAGAGUGCAGCAACCCCCCUUCACCCCCACCCCGACACAUCUCUUUUGGUUUUCCUCAACUGGUCCAACAUCUGGGUCCCCUUCCAUUCGCCACAUCUCAAGCAUUGCUCAUAAAACCGCAACAUAAUGGACAUAAUGUGCUGCACCGGGUUCAGACAUCUUCAGUUUUUCCCCCAGAGGAAAUCACUGGAGGGAGACGUUUGUUUCCAAUUUUUUGCGUUUUUGUUUUUUUGUUGCCGUAAAGUUCUGGAUGUGACACCACACAAACGAGAGAAUCAAACCCUGGAGAGGGAGUGAGAGGCGUGCCACCGUCAUCACUGUCAUCGUUGUUAUUUCCAGCUAUAAAGAGACAGAACAAACACAUGCGGCGCAGCCCUCACCUGAAGCAGAUCUGUGAACUGCCAUCCGCAGGGCUGGAAAGACGAUAGGAGUCCCUCGGCCCUCUGCACUUACAGGAGACGUUUGGAGGUGGAGUGCGUCGUCCCCCACGAAACAAGGAGCACUUCUAGGGCCUAGAAGUUUCACUUUGCGUGUACACCUAACACACACGCACGCAUAUACAGUAUACACACACAUAUAGACAUAGCAAAACACGUCUACGCCUGUAUUCAAGCAACGACCCGCAGAAAAUUCCUGACAUUCAUGAAGCUGUCAGCUCAUCUCAAAACAGCGGUUAAUCAAUAACUUCAUUCAGUCAUGUGGAACGUUGAUUCAAGAACGUUUCUAUUAUCUCACUGCUCGGCUACAUGUUACCAAUCAGAAGCUUUGCCAAAGUCUACAUGCACAUGCCGUUACAAUUGAUCAGGUUGAUGCUAAAGCUUCCCCACGGCCUAUUACUGUCACAGAGGGGACUGAACAUGCAAGGCAUCAAGGGACAUAAUCAAGUAUGUCUGCUAAAAACAAGCAAGAGUUGUUGGUAUUUUAGGAAAUGUGCUUAUUCGAUACUCUCUUGUGAUAUGAAGCUAAUGCUAUCCAGCAGCUUCUAUAAAGACUGGAAGCAGAGGAAAGGAGCUCGCUAAGGAGCUCGCUAGCCCACAACUCAGUGUUUUUACAGUUUGUUUACAUUGUCUGUUUCAGUUUUCAUGCAGAUUCAACUACUGAGAUAUGUUUCUACCGCUAAGCUUUGGAGUUGGUCGUUGGUGGGUUUUUAGCUUUGGCUCGCUGUUUUCCCCCGCUAUCAGUCAUACUGCUAGGCUUAGCUAGCUCUCCUCAAGCGAGGCUUAGCUAACCGUCUCCUGUCGCGAGCUUCGUAUUUAGCUAAGGUGUGACCCAUUUUUUAAGUGCAAGUCUGUAAACAAAGCUCAAAGAAUAUGUCUUUUCCUUUAAACGGAAAAGACAUAUUCAGGUUGUGUGUUUUGUAGGUAAACACGUGGGCCACUUCUUCUGUUUUGUUGAUUCAGUUCUUAAUCUGCUCAGCAGGCGGUUACAUGAUUUCAGUGUUCACUGUUGUCGUACAUUCAAUCAAUAAUCAGAUAAAACGCUAACAGGAUUAUUUUUAAACGGUGCCUUUUGGAUUGUUCUCAUUGUAAUUGGCUUGUAACACCAGUGCCUUUGGUAGAGUCAAUGACGAUAUCACCAUGACCUCAUCUCAGCUCUUCUCCGAUGCCGUUGCGUGUCACGAACACAUCCAGCCAAAGUUGACAACAUUAAUAGAUCCUUUGCGGAUCUACGUACGUGAAACGAAUAGAUAUUUCAAAUGAAAUAGUGUAUUAUGUGCAUGUUUUUGGAUUACAAACAUGGUCUUUUUGGACAAUUGUAUAUGCUCUGUAAAUAAUCUUUAUUUUAUGGUACACUGACACUCAUUGUCUGUGAGUGGGUCGUUGGGGGACUCGGCCUUACAAGUCUUCUGCGAUCCACUGUUUGUUCUAGUACAUAUAUAAAUAUAUAUAACAUGUGUUAGAUCUUUUUUUUUCUCUUGCUUGUAUAUUUGUAGAAAAUCUGGUCUCUAUAUAUCCAUUUUUAUGUUUUGAUGUUAACUUGUCGUAUCAGGAUGAAUUAAUCAACAGCCUACUUCAGAACAUGGUUUUCCCAGAAGUCUCGGAAACAAGGCAGCACAUUUCUGUAGCUUAUCGGCUCCUGCUGACCAACACCGGGUUGCAAUUAAAGCCACAAAUAAGCAGUAUUGAUGUUGAAUGUGCUUUCAAAAACAGGAGCAGGACGAGAAGUAUUUCGUGUCUACACUACAGGAAGGUUCGCACAGGGAAGAACGUCUUUAGCAAUUUGUUUAAAGUGCUGUGUGUAGUUGUACAAAAUGAACAAGAACCUCCCGUGCUCAUUGGUUCUGAAGCUCUACCUGGACAACCGUGCGCAGUUGUAGUCCAUACCUUGUGUGGCUUAUAACCCCCUGCUGUCAUAGAAAAACCCUUCCAAACUCAGUUUUGUUGAGGUUUGAUUUCCACGACGUUACUUGAAAGUGAAGCUUUCCACGGCCUGAUGGAGUCAGCGAGCUUCACGAACAAAGGGUCCAUGCAGCCCCUGCAGUACUCGCUAUGAAUGUUCAACAAUGGAUCGUACUCAGUUUGAAAAUCUGGCUCUCUCUCUCGCUGCAUUUAUUCAGAAUUUUUGGCUGUAACCUCAUUAGCCUUCUGCCGUCAGUGGCUUAUUCUGCUCAUCCGCAAAACAGUUUCCUCUCUUCCUUGGGUUGGGUUUCAUCUUUUUUAAUUGCUCUUCUGACAGAGAAGAAAGAGAGGCAGCAGGUUUUCAACAGAAUUUCCAACAGCGACACCUCUACCCUCUGUAGUAUCUCAGGUAUCGAGUCUGGAUGAAUUUUCCUUCUCACUUUCGGAUAACUUCAAAUCUCUUCACCUUUUGCAUGAUUGAGCCAAGCUGUACAAUGCUGUUGUAUAUUGUUCUGGCCUCGAUGAGAAGUCGACUUGUGAAUAUGUAAAAGUGGGCACGUUCACAGCUAAUCUUGACAGUGUUUAGAGAGGAUAGAGUAGAAAAGAAAAGAAACGAAAACACCUUUAUUGAAAGGAGUCGUGCAGAACCACCUGCCUUAUUUUUGAAUGACCCUCAGCCGUGGUGAAGCACUUGCUCAAAGUUUCUGCUGUUCACAGUCUCUCCGCUUUCUGUGGAUCAGGCUGAACAUUCACAUUUGUAAUUUUACCCAAACAAAGGGGAUGUUUUUGUAUCAGUGAUGCUGUUUCAUUAUGAUGAACAAUAA
Messenger RNA from Chelmon rostratus (copperband butterflyfish), 5031 nucleotides. It is a transcript of the gene slc38a4, whose product is annotated as solute carrier family 38 member 4. The record is from RefSeq and is a predicted model, not a curated record. Gene Ontology annotation, biological process: amino acid transmembrane transport. The transcript is spliced from 16 exons. NCBI's taxonomy places the organism in Eukaryota, Metazoa, Chordata, Actinopteri, Chaetodontiformes, Chaetodontidae. The coding region runs from base 195 to 1838 and encodes 547 amino acids. Gene Ontology annotation, molecular function: amino acid transmembrane transporter activity.